CGCGACGAGAACACCAAGAUCAGCGCUGCUCGCGAGGCCUGCCGCGCGCUGCCCCCCCGCGCGCUCAUCGGCACGCCUAAUGUUCCUGGCGACUUCAACUACGAACACACCGAUGACCACCUGCAGGAGAAGCCGUACUUCACCCAGGAGAUGGUGCGCUACCUCAGCGAGAGGAUGAUGGCCAAGACCUCGAACGCCACCUGCGUCCUCAGACAGCUGGGAUACAUGGAUGAGAAUGAUCAUCUUCUCUAUGAGAACUACGUCUCUAACAUCAACGCCCUGUCCGUUAACGAUGCCGAGUUGAAGACCGACCUCGUCGAAGGUGUCAACGACUGCAAAGCCAUGGCUGAAUGCCUGCCGCUGACCAAGAUCGCAUACCCCCUGACUGCUGCUCUGAUGCGAUGGUCCACUUGGUCCAAGUGCUACGUCAGCAUGGUCUACCAAUCGUGUAUCAAGAAGGACCUUAGGGCCAACGCUCAGGAAUUCGAGCUCCAGGGGCUCGGAAACUUCCUCUCCGACUACUCCGACUCCGCUAAGAUGUACGCUGUUGUCUGGGCCAGGACUGUGCUCGACCAGGGAGCUGAUUUCCUCUGGUAAAAAUCCCCCUCGAAAAAGUCAGCUGCAAUCUAUAUCCCCGUUCGAUUGAUGAGAAAUGAAGCCAAAAUUGAAAAAGUAUCCUUUCAGAGAACAAUAGCUGCCUUAUGGUUAAAAAUAUGGUUGUCAAAGUUAAUGAAAUAAAUGGACAUGUGAUGAUUUACUUCAAUAAUUGUAGCAUAAAACUAGCAAGGGACUACAAAUAAAAAUAAAAUUUGU
This is a messenger RNA of Hyalella azteca, 813 nucleotides long. RefSeq lists its product as uncharacterized. Bases 151 to 597 code for a protein of 148 amino acids. Gene Ontology annotation, molecular function: odorant binding. Lineage: Eukaryota; Metazoa; Arthropoda; Malacostraca; Amphipoda; Hyalellidae. The record is from RefSeq and is a predicted model, not a curated record. The transcript is spliced from 4 exons.